Messenger RNA from Puntigrus tetrazona (Sumatra barb), 1999 nucleotides. RefSeq names its product MAX dimerization protein 3 (gene mxd3). The coding region runs from base 154 to 753 and encodes 199 amino acids. NCBI's taxonomy places the organism in Eukaryota, Metazoa, Chordata, Actinopteri, Cypriniformes, Cyprinidae. Gene Ontology annotation, biological process: regulation of transcription by RNA polymerase II. The transcript is spliced from 6 exons. Gene Ontology annotation, molecular function: DNA-binding transcription factor activity, RNA polymerase II-specific; RNA polymerase II cis-regulatory region sequence-specific DNA binding; protein dimerization activity. The record is from RefSeq and is a predicted model, not a curated record.
CUGUUGAAGGGAGCGGUCGCGUCAGCGUGGAGGAGGGCGUGGCGUGACGCGUCUGACGCGUAUGACGUGGCGAGCUGGAUCAGCCGAACUCUCCUCUACACUUCAAUAGAUCAGUGUCUCUUGGCGCUUUCAAAAUAACAUUGUUUGUCAGAAAUGGAGGUAAAUACAUGCAACAUUCAAGUGCUUCUGCAGGCAGCUGAAUAUUUGGAGCGGAGGGAAAGAGAGGCCGAGCACGGUUAUGCCUCAGUGCUUCCAUUCUCCAGUAAAGGAGUUACAGAGAAGAGGAAAAAGCAGAAGUCAAAGAGUCAUUCGCCCGGGAGCAGCAGGUCUGUUCACAAUGAGUUGGAGAAACACAGGAGAGCUCAGUUAAAACAUUGUUUGGAGCAGCUGAAGGAGCAGGUUCCUCUGUCCUCUGAUUCAGCUAGAAACACAACCCUCAAUCUGCUCAGACAAGCACAGCUGCACAUCAAGAAGCUGCAGGAACAGGAUGAGCGUGCCGAGCUGCUGAAGGAUCGUCUGCGCUGGGAGCAGAGAGAACUGCGCACGCGGCUGGAGAAACUGCAGGGGGGUUCGGAGAGGAUGCGUAACGACAGCCUCGGCUCGGCUGUGUCCUCUGAGAGAUCCGACUCUGAGAGAGAGGACGUUGAGAUUGACGUGGAGAGCAUGGUGUGGACGCUGGAGUCAGAUAGUCUGGGCUCGUCACAUGCUGGGGUGGACCACAGCUACUCUACCUCCGAUCACAACUGGUUAUGACUGUCCCAGAUCUACAAACAUCACAGAACGGUAUAAAAUGGAUGGGGGACUUUACCAUCAUCAUCAUCAUCAUCACAGAACAGCCUUAUGUUGCUGCCAUUCUGAAACCAUCAGCCGCAAACAACUUUUAAGCAUGACUGGAAUGAUUUUGUGUAGAGUAUUCUUUUACACCAAUGGCAUUAUGGUGCUCUAGUAUGCUAUACACUCAUGAGAUUCAAGUGUAACAAUUUUGGUGAUGCUUUAUUUCCACAGAAUAAUUUUUUUUUUUCUGGAUUAGUUACGAUCACGUACCUGUUAGUUGUCUACUAUCCAGCUAAUGAGCUUAACUUUAGGGUCAGCCUGCAGUACACACGGCUUGCACUUAAUUGUUUAAUAUCCAGCUUAUUUAAUUCUGUUUUAACAGAGUUUUGAUACAUUGCACAAAGCAUACGCAUGAGCACUUGUGAUGUCUCUUUAGGUGUGUUGUUUCUUUCAAGUUUGAUAAUGUGUGAAAUUGCAAUUUUUCUUUUUUUUUUUUUAAUUGAAAAAAUGGGGAGGCUAAUUCAAAGGUUGUGGUGCUGCAAUUCAUAGGCCCAGAAUGCUUUCCUUUUACAGCUAAACAUUUGUUAUUUGCUACUGGGUAAAGGUACCGUUGGCUUUAAAAUGAUUGUUAUUGAACUACUAUCAGCAACAUUGUGACGUUUCAUUUUAUGCACGCUUUAUUGUGCUUUGGUUCGCUCCAGAGAAUCAAAGUUGGUGCUAUUAAAACACCCAAAAACAAGCUAUUAUGCUGAGCCCUAAGCGAGAAGCCUGAAAAACAGAAAGUAGUUUAGUGUUUUUCUUUUUAUAUAUUUUUAUUUUUCCAGUGGAUUUUCAGCAGUCGAAUCCCUUUUCCCCUUAACAUGUGUUAGUCUGCUCAUGUGAAUCUUUUUAUGCAUACUUUAAAACAGCUAUUCAGUAUGUUGGUAGUAUUGACAAAAUACAUGGGCUGUAUUUGCAAACUGUUCAGUAUCUGCUCAUAUCAGUCAUUUAUGCAAACUAUUAUGAACAUGCCUUUGUUUUUAGAUGUUUGUACAGUAAUUGUUAAUGUACAUCAAAAUGUACAUUGUAUAUACAGUUCUGAACACCAAAUGCCUUAUGAACUAUUCGUAUGUCAUUGGACCAGGAACACCUUUGUAUUUAUGUCUCUCCUUGUAUUCAUAUGUAGCAUUUUAUUAUUUUUUACCAACAUAAGCCUUUUGUACAAAUAAAUAUUUUAUGUAUUUAA